Molecule: messenger RNA, 6365 nt
Organism: Pungitius pungitius (ninespine stickleback)
Lineage: Eukaryota; Metazoa; Chordata; Actinopteri; Perciformes; Gasterosteidae
Gene: knl1
Product: kinetochore scaffold 1
Exons: 29
Coding region: 633-5990 (1785 amino acids)
Biological process (GO): cell division; attachment of spindle microtubules to kinetochore; protein localization to kinetochore
Cellular component (GO): nucleus
Source: RefSeq, a predicted model, not a curated record
CCAAAUGCAACAUUCGGUAAAGUAACGUAUCAGCGGACCGAGUUAGCUUCGCUUAGGUGCUAGUUAAACGUUCGACAUAACUGAAACACACUAAUGUGUGUGUCAGGGUUGGAUAAAACAGCAUCAACACUUACCUUUAUGGAUGUGUUAGAUAUAUAGCGUAAAGGCAUCAACAGUCAAUUCUCCAAAAACAAACCGCACGAAUUUAAAAUCGUCCCGCCCUCUUUGGUCACAUCCGGUUUGAUUCCGUUACUUCCGGUAAGUCGAAAACUGCUUUUCUCUAUUUCCUUUUGUCUUCGGGUUUAUAUUCCUUGUCACAUGCAAGCGAACCCGUAUUUGUAUUAUUUUGUUAUUGUUGUUGAGUCGACACUGCUGCACAAACCGAAAGAAACAGCGAAAGACGAGACAAAAACCAUAGACAAAGAACCCAUAGUUCACUGCGCAUGCGUGGAGGCGGCUAAAUUCAAAACUGGAGACGUUAGCAUCAAGGCUCGUUGACGUUAGCUGCAGUUCACGUCGACCCAGCUAGAAUUAAGCGAUGUGAAAGUAAUUCCGUGUUAGUUAAGGAGUAAUAUAACAACUCUAACCGUUGUAAAACCGAGGAAUUAGCUGGUCGCAACUACAAGUUGAAAAUGGAGCCUCUGGAUCCUGCCAAGAAUGAGGAAGACGGUAGAUUCUCCAGGCGGCGCAUUUCUUCGAUUUUAAAAGCACCACGAAGAUCAGUGCGAUUUCCUGAACCACCGGAACAGGAAUAUGUGGUGGAGUGUGCCAAACCAGUGGAGAAGAGGAACUCAAGAAGAGUCAGUUUUGCACCUGCAAAUGAUGUGCUUUUGUUCUCAAAGGAUGUGAAAAAUGGCUCUCCUGUCCGAAGUCCUUUACAAGAGUUAAUGACUUCAACAUCAGCAGCCACACAAAAUAGUGUCCAGAUGGUAGUCACUGAAGAUGGGAUUCAACCAAUUAUAGGGAUGGAGACCCUGUUGAACGCUCCUCUGCAUGCCUCUCAGCAAAGGAAUACGGCCAACUUUGACACUAGGCAUGACUUGGGGGAGAAAACGGUGGUGUUUUCUACGGAUGAUGCCUUCUUGGACAUGACGCAAAGUCACACUAUAAACAUUGACGCAGGAUUGGUUGCAGACAUUUCCUUCCAAAACUCCGACUCUUUACCCGCCAGAGGACAGAAGAGAGUGAUGCUCACUGCCAGUGAUGGUACCAUGGAUUUGACCCCAAGGCACAAUGUGAACAUUGGGUCUGUAUCAAAUAUAGAUGCAGGGGCACAGAAGGGAAACAUCUCAUCAGCACCUAUUCUAGACCCUGGAUUUGAAAACUUUCUUGCAAGUUUCUCUAAACCAAGUGCUCCCAGCAUGAAUCCUGUGAUCGCCCCGACGACGCCUGCUGCAUCGUCUGACCGAGCAAGCUGCUCCAUGGCGCAGGUGAAGACACACAAGGCUGAUGUGGACAAAGAAAAUCAGGCUCCAAGUUGCGUGUCAUUCGCUAUGGAGAAGACCCAAAGUACAUCCAGGAAGAGUGGUGUAUUAUCUCUUCGAAGGGCACUUUGUCCUGAUGAUGAUUUAAGCAGAGAUAUGAAUGAGGCUCCGGCUGGUGGCAUUCUGGGAUUCACUGAAGACGAUGACGUCUUUCAGUGUCUUUUCCCCACACAAGAAAUGUACUCCCAACUCGACAACAGAGCGUCACAGACAAAAGAGGAGACCCAUCAGCAGCAGAUCAUUCAACCACAGGCCUCAUACAACCCUAAAGAGAUGACAUCCUUGAGGAAUCCAUCUGUACAUGAUUUCAGUCAAAGACACAUGAUCCAGUUUGAUGCUGAAGUCGAGUGCAGAGAGAAACCCGUGGGGUUCACUGCUGACGACGCCUGUGUAGAUGUGACCAGAAGUCCUGCUCACACUGCUACCGAUUUCCAACUGCAGUCUGAACCGCAGGUGGACUUCCCACCUGCCUGUGGGGAGAAGACGGUGAGGUUCUCUGCAUCCGACGACGCCGCUAUGGAUGUGACGAGAUGUCUCACUGUACACAUUGCCACUGACUUUGAGCCACAGUCCGACCAAAACACGGGCUUCUUACCUGCUGGCCGGGAGCAAACCAUUAGGUUCUCUUCAACCGAUGCUGCGAUGGAUAUGACCCAGUGCCUCACUGUACAUUUUGACCACAUUUUAGCAUCAGAUUCACUUCCACACCAAGAUUCUGGCAUUUUUCCAACCCAUGAAAAGAUGAAUAAUCCUUUAACGGUAGAAAAGGCACAGCUUCAGCAUGGAAACCGCUCUAUGACGACCAAUGCUGUGGAUCCAGGAUUUCUAAAGUCCUUCUCUAAGACAAGUGGCCCUAUGGAUAAUCCUGUGGUCACCAGAUCAAUGGCUCCUGCUGCACUGUCCCCCAUUAAAACUGUUGACACGAGAGGCUUUCUGCACCAAGUUAAAACACAGCGUCCUGAUGUGAAAAUCGUGAAGGAGGCUCCGUCUUUGGUUUCUGCUGCCGUAGAGAACAGCGUAAACCAAACCAUGAUGGACGACGAUGUAAGCAUGGAAAUGACCAGCGCUCAGACCGGCUGCAUUGUGGGGGAAACGGACGAGCCACGAGAGUUGAGCAGUGAAGUGCUGGGAGCAUCCAACCCCUACGGCGAGGAAAUCACAAACCCCCACGAGUCUCUUCAGUCGAAUGUAAGCGGCGGCACGUGCGAGCAGAGACCUCAAACUGCUACUCUAUUGCACAAGACGGAGAAUUCUCGCUCUGCCGCCGGCGGUGAUGUCGGCUCGCCGCCUCCGCAGAGGUCCAGGCGAAUGAGUUUGGCCGAUCUUCAGUCCAAAAUCCAGUUUGAUGCUGAAGUCGAGUGCAGAGAGAAACCCGUGGGGUUCACUGCUGACGACGCCUGUGUAGAUGUGACCAGAAGUCCUGCUCACACUGCUACCGAUUUCCAACUGCAGUCUGAACCGCAGGUGGACUUCCCACCUGCCUGUGGGGAGAAGACGGUGAGGUUCUCUGCAUCCGACGACGCCGCUAUGGAUGUGACGAGAUGUCUCACUGUACACAUUGCCAAUGACUUUGAGCCACAGUCCGACCAAAACACGGGCUUCUUACCUGCUGGCCGGGAGCAAACCAUUAGGUUCUCUUCGACCGAUGCUGCGAUGGAUAUGACUCAGUGCCUCACUGUACAUUUUGACCACAUUUCAGCAUCAGAUUCACUUCCACAACGAGAUUCUGACAUUUUGCCCACCCAUGAAAACAUGAAUAAUCCUUUAAGGGCAGAAAAGGCGCAGCUUCAGCGUGGAAACCGCUCUAUGACGACCAAUGCUGUGGAUCCAGGAUUUAUAAAGUCCUUCUCUAAGACAAGUGGCCCUAUGGAUAAUCCUGUGGUCACCAGAUCAAUGGCUCCUGCUGCACUGUCCCCCAUAAAAACUGUUGACACGAGAGGCUUUCUGCACCAAGUUAAAACACAGCGUCCUGAUGUGGAAACCGUGAAGGAGGCUCCGUCUUUGGUUUCUGCUGCCGUAGAGAACAGCGUAAACCAAACCAUGAUGGACGACGAUGUAAGCAUGGAAAUGACCAGCGCUCAGACCGCCUGCAUUGUGGGGGAAACGGACGAGCCGCUGCCGUGCCCUCCUUCUCCACCAGAGAGGAGCAGUGAAGUGCCGGGAGCAUCCAACCCCUAUGGCGAGGAAAUCACAAACCCCCACGAUUCUCUUCAGUCGAAUGUAAGCGGCGGCGUGUGCGAGCAGAGACCUCAAACUGCUACUCUAUUGCACGAGACGGAGAAUUCUCGCUCUGCCGCCGGCGGUGAUGUCGGCUCGCCGCCUUCGCACAAGUCCAGGCGAAUGAGUUUGGCCGAUCUUCAGUCCAAAGUAAGACGCCUGAGCCACAUAAUACAUACAGCGCCUGUUGACGCCUACACAGCACCUGUGCCCCGACUGGAACAUGACAAAAAGACAGAAGACGACACCGAGCACCCGUCUGAAGAGGAGCCUCAACUUGAAAUGGGUUCAGUAAACGCGGGAGAAAAUACACAAGCUCCAACUCUGACGCAAGGAGAACAGCCCUUCAUCAGUACAACUCCUUUCAACCUGAAGACCAAACAACUGAUGUCGAGACUCUCCGUGGGAAGCUUCAAGGCCAAACUCCCUCAAAGAGGCAAACCAGAAGAUCCGAAGGCGCAGAUUACCGUGGAAGAACCUAUGGUGACCCUCGCGGUCAAUGUCACGGAUAAACUGAGCAACUAUGACCAUGACUGGAGCAACAUUUACGACGAAGAGCUCGUAACCAAUGGGGAUAUGUCGGAAACACUUGACAUGAGUCUUCAGGGAGUCACUAAUGAAGAGAGUGCUUCCCACGGGUCCGUCGUGGACGAUGUAUUUGAACUGGACUUCAGUGGUUCCGUCCCUGGGAAGAAGAGGCCUUUGCCAGUAGACGAAACCAACGAGGAGGACAAAAAGAGAACGAAAACGUCCACUGGGGACACCGCUGACGCUGAUACGUCGCCUGUUGAGGAGUGUGACGGUUACAUUGCGAAUGCUCCAAGCAUGACUGGGCAGAGCACGGAUUACUCCAUCAGCAGCACCAGAUGUGAAGCCACCUUUGAAUCAACUCUCAAACAAAGCAUGUUUGAAUCCCAGCUUGAAGACUACACCAAUGAUGUACAGAGGAAACUCAAUGAUGGCACCAUUACGGUGUUGGAGUUCUUCAAGCUCUUCAACAUAGACUUCAUCAUCAAUAACCCUCGGCAUAGCAAUUUUCCUGGCCGUGCUUUGUCGGACACGGAUCGCACACUGAUGGAUUUAUUGAAAGACAGACACAUCUUCCGUCCUCAACAGCUGGUUUAUGAGGCGGAUGUCCUCAGCCUCACAGAGAAGGUGGAGGGGCUGAAGGAGCGAAUGUGGGACCUGGAAAAGCCCCUGAAGAUUGUUAACAGACCUUUGUGGGAAGAAAUGAGAAAUUCUUCAGAGGAAGAGUUCAAGUCCUUUGGUGCAAAACUAAAGGAGAGAAAUAACUUCUUCAGAAGGAUGAGCAAAGUUCAGUCCCAUGAAAUGAAGGAAGUGUUGUACUCAAAGCUUGUGCAGGCUAAUCGGGAGGAGCUGCAGAAGUCAAGAGAAACACUUAAGGAAGCAGAUGAGAUGCUAAAAAGUUUGGAUGUCUGUAUUCAGGAGUUAGAAACCGAACUUAUCGCAAUCGAAGAAAACGGCUUUGAAGACAAGCCAAGUCUGAAAUCACUUCAGGAAGAAAUGCAGAAGGUUGCUGAGUCUUUAGCGGAUAAUGACCGACAAAUAUCCGAACUAGAGCUGCAGAAGACACAGAACUCCAAAGAACUGAAGAGGCUGAAAGUCGAGACGAGGAAGCUUGAGAGCCACGUCGGCGUGCUGCAUAUGGUGAAUGAAUGGAAGUUGGUUGAAAAGACAGAAAGUGGCACCACCUACACUUUCCUUCACGAGACCUUGCAUCUGGAGCUGGUGUAUGAAGAAUCCAGUGGAAAUGAUGCCAGUAAUCAGUCUGAGAGGAAAAUAUCACACAUCACAUUUAAACUUCAACUUGAUGAUGAGAAGUCCCAGGGGCACGCCCGCCUCGUUCACAAACUGCUCUCCGAGUUCAUCGAGGGAGAAGGCGACUGGGCGGAGAAGUACCCAACGAGCAGACACGUUCCAAAGCUGCUCCAGGACGUCGGUCUGGUGGUGAGUCGCUGUCGUCUGCUGGGGGAGGAGUUGCGUCUGCUGCAACUGUGGGGAGGUCUGAGGCUCGAUAUUCUCCACAUCAGCUGUUUGGACACUCGGGUGCACAUUGUCUUCAGCCGUCUCAAGACGUUUUCUAAGUUUGAAGUGAUCUUCUCUGUCAGUUUGGUCAACCACUUCUGUGUCCUUCAAGUGCAGAGCUUCAAAAACGUCAUCGGAAACGCGACAAUCCAGCAGGUCGAGGAAAUUGUGUCUUCAUUCAGUCCAGCCAAGAACCUCCUGACGAAGAUCGUCAAAAGGAUUCAUCAAGAUCUGCUCUGUUGAGACCAGGAAUUUGUAUUCCAAUUUUUUUUAUUCUCAAACUCUUUUGUACAGUAUGGAUGUUUGACAAACUAAAUCUUCUGAAAUGUGUUAAAUGGCAUUUAAAGAAAAAAUAAUAAUAAUUAAUUAAUAAAUAUUAAAAACAAAAACAAUCCAGUGCAUUCUGUUGAAGUACAGGAAAUCAAAUGCAUUUUAGCAACGACCCCUGUCUAAUGUGUAACAAAUGUUGCUAGAUGUAAUUGCAUUAAGGUGCCAAAAUAUCUAAAACAAACAUACAAGUUGGAUCUUGGAUAAGAAAUAAUAUAGAUUUGAUUCAGCUACAUUGUCUACUUUAGGGUAUUCAUGUGAGUUGUAUUUCUCCCGUAAAACCUAGCUGAA